Messenger RNA from Penicillium verrucosum, 273 nucleotides. RefSeq lists its product as uncharacterized. The transcript has a single exon. The record is from RefSeq and is a predicted model, not a curated record. Lineage: Eukaryota; Fungi; Ascomycota; Eurotiomycetes; Eurotiales; Aspergillaceae. The coding region runs from base 1 to 273 and encodes 90 amino acids.
AUGGACGACGACCACGUCCUACACUCAUGGUUCCCUAAGGGGCUAGAUCCAGGAGACAAGGUCACCCUCGACAUGCCCAAGGGCUCGGAAUGGGUAAUCGACAGACUGGUCAAUAAGCACAGCUACCAAUGCGCAGACCCGUCUCUCGACUCUUACGCAUGUGUUCUGUUCGAAUGCCACAAUGCUACAGGUGGACAACAGGCUUUUAUGCGCGUUUACGCCCAAGUUCCACACACUUGUUAUAAGGAUGCGGACCGAGCUACCCGCGCCUAA